Messenger RNA from Strongylocentrotus purpuratus (purple sea urchin), 804 nucleotides. RefSeq names its product charged multivesicular body protein 5 (gene chmp5). Gene Ontology annotation, cellular component: multivesicular body; membrane. The record is from RefSeq and is a predicted model, not a curated record. The transcript has 7 exons. Gene Ontology annotation, biological process: late endosome to vacuole transport via multivesicular body sorting pathway; vesicle budding from membrane. NCBI's taxonomy places the organism in Eukaryota, Metazoa, Echinodermata, Echinoidea, Camarodonta, Strongylocentrotidae. Bases 113 to 772 code for a protein of 219 amino acids.
AAUGAGAUCUUCGAUCGAUCAGCUCACUUAGAAUAUUUUGUUUUGUCUUUGUGUAGACGGCUCGUAACUUCUUGCAUUUUCAUCUGGUGAAGUAACCUAAACAUCAAUCAACAUGAACAGGCUAUUUGGAAAAGGAAAACCGAAGGAACCUCCCCCAAAUCUUACAGACUGCAUAUCAAAUGUGGACAGUAGAGCAGGCUCAAUAGAGAAGAAGAUUUCUAUGCUGGAUGUAGAACUCAAGAAAUACAAAGAUCAGAUGAAGCGUAUGAGGGAUGGACCAGCAAAGAAUACAGUCAAGCAAAAGGCUCUUAGGGUUUUGAAGCAGAGAAAAAUGUAUGAAUCUCAGUUGGACAACAUGAGGCAACAGUCUUUCAACAUGGAACAAGCAAAUUAUGCCACUCAGACCCUGAAGGAUACUAAAGCCACUGUGGAUGCCAUGAAGACAGGAGUGAAAUCAAUGAAGAAGGAAUUCAAGAAGGUCGACCUGGAUGAAAUUGAGGAUCUUCAAGAUGAGAUGGAGGAUAUGUUAGAACAGGCCAAUGAGGUUCAAGAAUCACUCUCUAGGAGUUAUGCCACACCUGAUGUAGAUGAGGAUGAUUUAGAAGCUGAACUGGAAGCCCUUGGUGAUGAUAUGUUGAUGGAUGAUGAUACAUCUUACCUGGAUGAAGCCGUUAAUGCACCUGCAGCACCCGAUGCAUUGCCUGGUGCUGAAUCAACACAGGAUGGGGUUCUGGUGGAUGAAUUUGGAUUACCACAAAUUGCUGCCACAUGAGAACAUGCAGCUACUCUUCAUUAAAUUCCUAU